This is a messenger RNA of Ectocarpus siliculosus, 683 nucleotides long. NCBI's taxonomy places the organism in Eukaryota, Phaeophyceae, Ectocarpales, Ectocarpaceae. The record is from the annotation of a GenBank genome assembly.
UGCAUUGCAGUGUGUUAGCGCAACGGUGUCACAAACGAUCACACCGUGACGUUAGGAUGCGACGUCCGUCUUCAACGUCGUCCGUUUUUCUUCUAUGGGCGUCGUUGCAGGGCGUGGACGCGGGUCGUUCCUCGCUCAUUGCCGGAAGGAUGGCAGCAUCUCCGCCUGGUGCUGCAACAAGCGGCGCAACUGCGACGACGUUUUGUUCCAGCAGCGGCCACGGCAGUAGGAUGCGUUGGUCUAGGCCCGAGGAAAGAAAGAAGCCUCGAAUAAGCGCGCUAACGCCUGGUGCUCGAAGCCUGUCCGCAGCGCAGACGGCGUGGGCAACAUCUCCAGCAGCAGGAAGUGCUGCCACGCGUUGCUCGAACAACAGACGUCGUCUGGCACGAGCAGCGUCUCACACAACGACGCGCUUGCCUGCGAACGCCCACGCACGCCGACGGCGCCAGGCCAUCCCACCGCUAUCUUCGGCCGACACGGAAGACCCCGAGGCUGCUGCCGGUCAGUCGUUGUUCAUCUUCGGCGUGGGAUACGUCGCCACGGCUGUUGCCCUGACCUUUCUGAGGAAGGGCUGGACCGUACACGGCACUUGCACCGACCCGAGAAAGGUCAAGUCCCUGGGAGAUCAGGGAAUAAAGCGAGAGUUACUGGUCGUUGCGUGUCCGCUGUUCUGCUCGGCCUAG